AUGAAACUCGGGCCCAUCUCGUUUCUCGACUGCAUCGUCUUCUGCGUCUUCCUGGCGCCGCAGCUGCUGGUCCACGUUGGCCUGUUUGAAACCGUGGGGGUGGUGCUACAGUGUCUUCCGUUUCUGCUGUUCCAACUUCCCUUGGGCUUCAUCAACGAACGCUUCUUCGUUUCUCGCAAGAAGCAGAGUGCGUUCGUGCAGAUCGCGUCACCGUUCGAGGACUUUGUGAUUCGCUGCGUACGGUAUGCGUUUGCAAAUCUGCCGCCCAAGGUGGGGAGGGUCUUCUUCUCGAAGCCCGUGGCAUUGCCGUUUCUGAGGUUCCGGAUGUUGCGGCACGGGUUCCUCAAGUCGCCAGUGCAUUGGCACGAGUACACCAACAGACGAUUCAAGGGAGUGUGGAUUAUCAAGGAUCCAAUGAAGAAGCCAGAUGUCUGCAUCUACUAUGCCCAUGGCGGCGGCUUCAGCAUGGGAUCAUCCUAUUUCUACCUCGAGUUUCUCUUGACUUGGUUGGGCAUGCUUGGUGACCGUGGUUACCAGAACCCUGCCAUAUUCGCCUUGGAAUACACACUGGUGCCGGACGGCGCAUUCCCUACGCAGCUCCAGGAGGCCAUUGCCGGUUACAACCAUGUGAUUUCGACGGUGGGCGAUGCAUCCAAGAUCUGUGUGAGCGGGGACAGUGCAGGGGCAACCAUCAUGCUGAGUCUAUUGCUGCACCUGGCAAAUCUGGCGUUCGACUCUGGCAAGAUGGAUGGAACGGGUGCCUGGCGACUGGAGAAGCCUGGGAUGGCUGCCUUCAUCUCGCCUUGGGUCACACUCAUAUCGGAAAGGCAUCAGAACACGGCGAGUGAUUACCUCGACGAAGGAAGCCUGCAUCUCUACGCACGUGAGUAUGCCGGUGAGCAGGUCGAAACAAACGACCCGCUGGUAUCGCCGGGGAACUGCAGAGAUGCGAAGUGGUGGACAAAGGCUUGUCCAGCGGGCGGUAUGUACUUUGCAUACGGCGCCGAGGAGGUGUUUGCGCCCGAGAUAGAAGGCUUGGUGGCGUUUCUGAAGAAGAACGACAUUCAAGUCAGCAGUCGAGAAGAGGCAGGGGGGAUUCACGCAUGGCCAGUGGCUUCUUUAUUUCUCAGCAGCUCAAUCGAGGAUAGACAGAAGGGCCUAAAGAGUAUAGUGCAGCACAUCGGAGAAACGCUACCAAUCUCAUAG
Molecule: messenger RNA, 1206 nt
Organism: Neoarthrinium moseri
Lineage: Eukaryota; Fungi; Ascomycota; Sordariomycetes; Amphisphaeriales; Apiosporaceae
Exons: 4
Coding region: 1-1206 (401 amino acids)
Molecular function (GO): hydrolase activity
Source: RefSeq, a predicted model, not a curated record